UUUUUCGGUCCGCCGCGCAUGGCGCAUAUAUAUGGCCCUGUGGAGCACAAUCACGCAUCAUUCACAGUCAGGACUUUGCUGACUUCAGUGCAACCAAGGAACGCAGCAUCAUGAAGUUCAUGCUCGUGGCCGCCAGUCUGGUGGCUGUUUUGGCCUUCGCGCAUGCAGAAGAAGCCAAAGCAGCAGACAAAGAAGUGGCAGCGACCGAUAGUAAGACGGCAACUGAAGACAAAAAACACGAGAAACGUGGACUUAUUGGUCUUGGAUAUGGACACGGUGGAUUUGAAGGAAGCUAUGGAGGCGGUUAUGGGGGCUCAAUUGGUGGCCAUGGAGGCGGUUACGGGGGCUCAAUUGGUGGCCAUGGAGGCGGUUACGGGGGCUCAAUUGGUGGCUAUGGAGGUGGCUACGGAGGUGGCUUCGGAAGUGGAUACGGAGGAGGCUAUGGUGGUGGUUUUGGAGGAUACGGUGGGCAUGAAGAAACCCACAAGACAAUCACCGUGGUAAAGAACGUCGCUGUUCCAUAUCCAGUAGAAAAACACAUCCCAGUACCCGUUGAGAAACACGUUCCAGUGCCAGUGAAAGUCCACGUUCCCCAGCCUUACCCAGUCGUCAAACAUGUUCCUUACCCAGUUAAAGAACUAGUGAAGGUACCUGUUCAUGUUCCACAGCCAUACCCAGUCGAGAAGAAAGUUCCAUACCCAGUACAUGUGCCAGUCGACAGGCCUGUCCCCGUCAAAGUCUACGUGCCCCAACCUUACCCCGUUGAAAAGGAAGUCCAUGUCCCUGUUCACGUUCCCGUGCCAGCUCCGUACCCAGUAGAAAAGAAAGUUCCCUACCCAGUGAAGGUACCGGUACACGUACCUGCUCCUUACCCAGUCGUUAAAGAGGUUCACGUACCCGUCAAGGUUCCAGUCGAUAGACCUUACCCAGUACACGUUCCUAAGCCAGUGCCUUACCCAGUCGAAAAGCCCGUUCCCUACCCAGUAGAAAAACCAGUGCCCUAUCCAGUCAAGGUUCACGUUGACAGACCAUACCCAGUACAUGUUGACAAACCGGUGCCUUACCCCGUCAAAGUUCCAGUACCAGCACCUUACCCCGUUGAGAAACACAUUCCAGUGCCAGUAGAGAAACAUGUCCCAGUUCCAGUUAAGGUUCUCGUAGACAGGCCAUACCCAGUGCACAUCGAAAAACACGUACCAUACCACGUUGAGAAACCCGUGCCGUACCCAGUCAAGGUCCCAUAUCCAGUUGUCGUCAAACACGGUCACGAGUACGGACAUCAUGGAAGCUAUUAAAUGGCUGCAGGAAGGAGAUGCUCUAUUGUGAUAUUAAUCAGAUCUUAGUAUAGCACGUUACUAAAUAGUUUGUGAGUUUACUCCCAGUGUUAAUUUCGGUAACAGCUAGAUCUCUUUAUAUAAUACUCUGUAUAGGAACUAUUUGCACUGAAACUAUUUUCUAACCCUUGUUAUUUUUUGUAUAAAAUGUAUUGUUGUUUUCGAACGAAUCUUUUAUGUUGUAACGAAUAUUUGAGUUGAUGUACCUGUUAUUUAAGAAACGAAAUGAUAAACUUUUUCUACGAAAUGUUACCAGUAUUUUUGUAAGAAUAAACUUGGCAUUGCCAAAUGAAAGAAA
This is a messenger RNA of Leptidea sinapis, 1632 nucleotides long. RefSeq names its product skin secretory protein xP2-like. Bases 111 to 1295 code for a protein of 394 amino acids. NCBI's taxonomy places the organism in Eukaryota, Metazoa, Arthropoda, Insecta, Lepidoptera, Pieridae. The transcript is spliced from 2 exons. The record is from RefSeq and is a predicted model, not a curated record.